Messenger RNA from Capsicum annuum, 467 nucleotides. RefSeq lists its product as uncharacterized. The transcript has a single exon. The record is from RefSeq and is a predicted model, not a curated record. Bases 41 to 310 code for a protein of 89 amino acids. Lineage: Eukaryota; Viridiplantae; Streptophyta; Magnoliopsida; Solanales; Solanaceae.
CCAAUAUAUUUCUCCACACCAUCACAAAGUAUCCAAGAAAAUGAGUGGAGGUGGAAUGGAGUCGAUGACACAGCCAACUCCGCCCGGUAUGGGCGGAGGUGACCGUGUAAUGAACAGCCAGCACGGCGGAGACCGGUGUGGCUACGACUUUCACAUGCCGUUGCAUUACCCAAGAUACACAAGAGCUGAAUAUGAAGUUAUGCCAGAAUGGAAACUGGAUUGUUUGCUUACUCAAUAUGGACUUCCUAUUAAUGGAGAUGUUAAUCAAAAGAGGAAGUUUGCUAUGGGAGCCUUUCUCUGGACUUAUUAAUUAUAAUUAUGACUAGCUAAAUCUCCUCUUCUCUAUCAGUUAAUCGGUUUGUUAAUUGUGUUGUGUGUGUAUAAGUUAAAACUCUUUUUGUAGUAUGUAAAAUGGUUCAUCAUGGUUUCUUUUCUAUGAAUCUAAUACUACUAAGUUUUGUUAUUAA